GGUCAGCCCCGGGGACAGCCAGGCUUCCAGAAGAGCCCGGCCAAGCUUAGGAAACAGGCCGGCUUUUCAUCCUGGCUCCUCCUAAGUCCCCAUGUCCAGACGUCUGCCCGCUGGCGCCAUGGUAACCGUGAGGCCACAAUGGAACAUUCUUCCCGAGGUGGUAGAAGGGGAUCCCUGUGUCGGGCUCUUGCUGCGUCAGGUCGAGCGAGCUCAUUUCUCCUUCAGCUGGAGCAGUUCGCAGAAGAGCUCUGAGAACAACCGGAUGACGAGAGACACCGGUGUCGGGAGUGGGACAUGUGACUGAGAACGGCGCCCAUGGCUUCCUCCGGCUCUUGUGCAUCCUUUGAGGCAAAGGGAGGAGCGUUUUACAGCGACAGCGUUAAGGCAAGGGUUGAAUUCCAGGAGCCAAACACCAGCACCUUUCUGAGCCCCGACUGUCUGGGAAGCGGGGACCCUGGCUGGAUCGACAGGCGGGGGCGGCCCCCUCUCCUCGGGCCGUCUCCCGGGUCCCAACAGAGUCUCGGUGCCCCGCGCCUGGUCCCUGCUACCGGACGGACCGGGCCACGGGGACAGGACAGCUGCCCGUGGUGUCUGCUGCGGCCGCGCCUGGGGACGGCGGGGAUGCUCUUGGUGCUGCUCUGCGCCUCCCACGCUUCGGCUAGUUGUGGCAUCCAGAAAACCAACGUUAUAGAGACCUCCGAGGAGGGUCUGGUCAGCGAGAAGGAGUUCCCGUGGGUGGUGUCCCUGCAGAACUCCCACCACGCCCACCUGGCUUUCGGCAGCAUCCUCAGUGAGUUCUGGAUCCUCAGCAUCGCGUCUGCCUUUCAGCACAGGAAGGACGCCGUGGCCGUCGUGGGCAUCGCGAGGAUGAACGCCUCGGUGGUGUCUCACGAAGAGUUCCCGGUCAACACCAUCAUCGUCCACGAGGACUUUGACAACAAGACGAUGGCCAAUGACUUGGCCCUCCUGAAGACAGACACGGCCAUGCAGUUCACCAGCCUGGUGCAGCCCAUCUGCUUCCUGGGCAGGAAGCUGUACAUGCCGCUGGCUUCGCACAACUGCUGGGUGGCCGGCUGGAACCCCACGUUAGCAACGGGAGAGCAAAUGACGAUGAGUAUCCUGAGGAAAAUCUCUGUGCAAGACAUCGACCUGUGCCCCUUAUACAAGUUCCAGAAUACAGGGUGUGGCAGCCACGUGGAGCAGGAGACCGACACUGUCUGCUUGGGGGACCCGGGAAACCCGCUCAUGUGCCAGCUGCAGGGGCUGGACCUGUGGGUGCUGCAAGGAGUCCUGUCGCAGGGGGGCGAGAGGUGCCCUGGCCUCUUCCUGUACGUCAAGGUGGAAGACUACGGCGACUGGAUCACGUCCCAGACGGAGAUGGACAGCCUUCUCCCCCUAGCCGUGUUCCACCACUACCACCCCCACCAGGAGAACGCGGCCCCUACCCAGGGCCCCUCGGUGCCCACCAGGGAGACGCAGCUCCGAGAGCCAGCAAAGGUGACCAUCUUCAUGGACAGAUCUCCGUGGCCGGAGAACGGCGCUUCCGAGGGCGUGGAACUCCGGGGGAAGGGCGUGAGGGAGUUGGACAGCUCCCCGGAGGACGAGGAGGCCCUGCCCCCGGAUUAUGACUAUUACAGCGAGCAGGCCGGGCAGGGGGGGUCCAUUUCGGGUCAGAACAGGUUGCAUCAGCCCCAAGAAACGCUCUUGCUUUCCUCUGCGCUUGUUUUCUUUUGGAACAGUAGACAGUCUGGGAGCUAACCCUCCCCCCGCACCCCCCACGGGAGCGUAGGCUCAGCAUGCUGAGUGCCAGGCCCCCCCCACGCCGCGUG
Molecule: messenger RNA, 1829 nt
Organism: Myotis davidii
Lineage: Eukaryota; Metazoa; Chordata; Mammalia; Chiroptera; Vespertilionidae
Gene: PRSS54
Product: protease, serine 54
Exons: 7
Coding region: 316-1758 (480 amino acids)
Biological process (GO): proteolysis
Molecular function (GO): serine-type endopeptidase activity
Source: RefSeq, a predicted model, not a curated record